AUGGGUUUGGGUUGCGUGUUGAUGCAACGUGGGAAAGUAAUUGCUUAUGCCUCAAGGCAGUUAAAGGAUCAUGAAAAACAGUAUCCUACUCAUGAUAUGGAGUUAGCAGCAAAAGAUUUGAAUAUGCGCCAAAGACGAUGGUUAGAAUUGGUUAGUGAUUAUGAUUGUGAAAUAUUGUACCAUCCGGCAAAAGCAAACGUGGUAGCUGAUGCUUUAAGCCGUCAAGAGAAAAGUGGUACCAUCAAAGCCAUAGCCUUAAGAGCUGAGUUACUACCAGGUAUUCAUGAAGAGUUGCAAAAAUUUCAAGGUGAAUCUAUGAAAGAGGAUAAGAUUAAGCAAGAAAGACUUGGUGGAAUGGUAUCUGAAUUUGAAAAGAAUGGCAAGGGAUUAUGGAAUUUCCAAAACAGAGCUUGGGUAUCCUGUUAUGGUAAUCUCAGAGAGCGUAUUUUAAGUGAAGCUCAUAAAUCACGUUUUGCUAUCUACCCGGGUACAAAUAAAAUGUAUCGGGAUUUGAAACAGUAG
Cynara cardunculus var. scolymus (artichoke) is the source of this 522-nucleotide messenger RNA. RefSeq lists its product as uncharacterized. The transcript has 2 exons. The record is from RefSeq and is a predicted model, not a curated record. The coding region runs from base 1 to 522 and encodes 173 amino acids. Lineage: Eukaryota; Viridiplantae; Streptophyta; Magnoliopsida; Asterales; Asteraceae.